Messenger RNA from Homo sapiens (human), 7411 nucleotides. RefSeq names its product ethanolamine kinase 1 (gene ETNK1). NCBI's taxonomy places the organism in Eukaryota, Metazoa, Chordata, Mammalia, Primates, Hominidae. Gene Ontology annotation, cellular component: cytoplasm. The transcript has 7 exons. Bases 261 to 1271 code for a protein of 336 amino acids. Gene Ontology annotation, biological process: phosphatidylethanolamine biosynthetic process. Gene Ontology annotation, molecular function: ethanolamine kinase activity. The record is from RefSeq and is a predicted model, not a curated record.
GCGGCCGCCCGCGGUCCAGCUCCGACAACAGGAAUUUUCUCCGAGAGCGGGCCGGGCUCAGUUCAGCUGCUGUCCAGACCCGGAUCGGCAACAGUGCCGCCUCCAGACGUUCUCCUGCCGCUCGCCCGCCCGUCCCAGCGCCCCCAGCCCUCCCGCGAGGGCGCCCCGGGACGGAAGGAUCCACCAGUCUGUCGGCGCCCGCCGUUCUCGUGGUCGCCGUCGCCGUCGUCGUGGUGGUAGUCUCCGCCGUCGCCUGGGCCAUGGCCAAUUACAUCCACGUCCCUCCCGGCUCCCCGGAGGUGCCCAAGCUGAACGUCACCGUUCAGGAUCAGGAGGAGCAUCGCUGCCGGGAGGGGGCCCUGAGCCUCCUGCAACACCUGCGGCCUCACUGGGACCCCCAGGAGGUGACCCUGCAGCUCUUCACAGAUGGAAUCACAAAUAAACUUAUUGGCUGUUACGUGGGAAACACCAUGGAGGAUGUAGUCCUGGUGAGAAUUUAUGGCAAUAAGACUGAGUUAUUAGUCGAUCGAGAUGAGGAAGUAAAGAGUUUUCGAGUGUUGCAGGCUCAUGGGUGUGCACCACAACUCUACUGUACCUUCAAUAAUGGACUAUGCUAUGAAUUUAUACAAGGAGAAGCACUGGAUCCAAAGCAUGUCUGCAACCCAGCCAUUUUCAGGCUAAUAGCUCGUCAGCUUGCUAAAAUCCAUGCUAUUCAUGCACACAAUGGCUGGAUCCCCAAAUCUAAUCUUUGGCUAAAGAUGGGAAAGUAUUUCUCUCUCAUUCCCACAGGAUUUGCAGAUGAAGACAUUAAUAAAAGGUUCCUAAGUGAUAUCCCAAGCUCUCAGAUUCUCCAGGAAGAGAUGACUUGGAUGAAGGAGAUUCUUUCCAACCUGGGCUCACCUGUUGUGCUUUGCCAUAAUGACCUAUUGUGUAAGAAUAUAAUCUACAAUGAGAAACAAGGUGAUGUACAGUUCAUUGAUUAUGAAUAUUCUGGAUACAACUACCUGGCAUAUGAUAUUGGAAAUCAUUUCAAUGAAUUUGCAGGUGUGAGUGAUGUAGACUAUAGUCUGUAUCCAGAUAGAGAACUACAGAGUCAGUGGCUGCGUGCUUACCUUGAAGCCUACAAAGAAUUUAAGGGCUUUGGGACUGAAGUUACUGAAAAGGAGGUAGAAAUACUCUUCAUUCAAGUCAAUCAGUUUGCAUUGACACUGCAAUCUGCCUUUUCCCUCACUGCUGUAAAAAGAAAAUCAGGUAAGGCUUACCAAUCAUGACAUAAUUGCCAAGUCCAAUGUAAAUUUUUCAGUCCUUAUCUUACUUGAUCUGUCAGUAGCAUUUGACAGUAUUUACCAUUGAUUUAAAAAAUGUUCUCUUGUUGACUUUUGUGAUAGUUUUAUGUAUGGUGAAAAUAAGGAAAUGAUCAAAGUCUGGUUUCAUGAAUUACACACUUUAUUGCCAUACAAAGAUAGUUUUUUCCCCUUAGGUUCACAAUGCUUAAAGAGAGGAAGAACAACCUGAACAAAUCUCACAGGGAAUAUACUCAAUAGAUGAGGUACAUUAACUAUAUAAUGAGUGAGUUCCAAAUUGUUAAAAGUCUAGUCCAAUUCGGAUGAAAGCAGGAGAGGAUUGAGCUUUUUACGAUUAGUUUCUUGGGCUUGACCAACAUAGGAGAGAUCCAUGAAGACACUUGAAGUUCCUGGACACAAGAAGUUGGACGUUAAUGUUGUCAUGACAAGACUUCAAAGCUCCAAGGCCUGUAGAGGCCUGAACUCUGCUUUUGGAGAAGUAACUGACAGAGUGUAGCCUGUCACAGACUAAGUGUUCAGAAUGUCAAACUGUUAUGUUUAUAUGUAUUUUGAAGUCCACUAGUUAAGGUCAGUUACUCACAUGGGGUCUGAGAAAGUGUAAUGUAACAUUCCCAAGAGGGGAAGGAGUUCACCCCAAGUACUCACAUAUGGAGUUUGUAUUGGCAUUCUCCAGAGGGACAGAACUAAUGGGAUAUAUGUAUAAGUGGAAGGAAGUUUAUUAGGGAGAAUUGGCUCACCUGAUCACAAGUUGAAGUCUCACAGUAGGCCGUCUGCACGCUGAGGAAGAAAGAAGCCAGUAGUGGCGCAGUACAAGUUUGAAAGUCUCAAAACCAGAAGAGCCGACAGUGCUGCCUUCAGUCUGUGGCCAAAGGCCCAAGAGCCCCCUGGCAAACCACUGGCGUUUAAGUCCAAGUGUCCAAAUGCUGAAGAACUUGGAUUCUGAAGUCCAAGGGCAGGAGGAAGCAUCCAACAUGGGGAAAAAGAAGGAAGCCAGAAAACCCAGCAAGCAAAGUUAUCCUACCUUCUUCUGCCUGCUUUGUUUUUGCCGUGCUGGCAGCCAAUUGGAUGAUACCAGCCGACAUUGAGGGUGGGUCUUCCUCUCCCAGUCCACAGACUCAAAUGUCAGUCUCCUCUGGCAACACCCUCACAGACACACCCAGAAACAAUACUUUCCUAGCCAACUAGGCAACCCUCGAUCCAAUCAAGUUGACACCUAACAUUAACCAUCAUAGGGUCCGAUAAGACUUCGCAUUCUCCUAGGGAGUGGGAGUAGUUGCAUUUUACAUAUGCGAUCUGAUAGUUCUCAUAUUCGUGUUUUUUGUUCUUGGUUUUUUGUUUUUUUUUUUUUUUUGAUAUGGAGUCUCACUCUAUCGCCCAGCCUUGAGUGCAGUGGCACAAUCUUGGCUCACUGCAACCUCUGCCUCCUGGAUUCAAGCAGUUCUCUGGCCUCAGUAGCUAGGAGUACAGGCGUUUGCCGCCACACCCAGCUAAUUUUUGUAUUUUUGGUAAAGACGGGGUUUCACCAUAUCGGCUAGGCUGGUUUCGAACUCCUGACCUCAAAUGAUCCACCCACCUCGGCCUCCCCGAGUGUUGGGAUUACAGGUGUGAGCCACCUCACCUGGCCAUAUUCUUGAAGGGUGGAGGAAUACAUACAUCAUUUUAAAGCUGUGUGACAAAUUCUCUUUUUGUACUGUCUUGCUCAGUCUCUUAAUCUGGCUCCUCUUUCCUCCUCUUCUCCCAGCCCUCUUACAUGUUAACAGUAUUCCCUAGUGUUCUGAUUUGGGUCUACCCCUUCCAAGUUCUGUUCUUGGUUCCUAAAAUGUUCUUGAUUUCAGCACCUUCUCCUUUUAUUUUUUACCUUUGAUUGAGGACUGAAUCUCUUGCCAACAUUAGCCUUUACUGGUCUCUUUGCCUUCAGUUUUUUUUGUUGUUGUUUUGUUUUUCCUGUCUUUCAUUUAUUCUGUAUAUUAAAAAAGUGAUCCUUUCUAGUAAUUAGAAUUUAAUUAAUUAGAUUGUGUCACUUUUCUAUUUUAUGGCUCCCUGUGACCUACAGAAUGAAAUCCAAAUGACAGCAUCUGCAAACUCUUAUUUCCCACUACUUCACACGUCCUACUUCUGCUCUAGCAGAGUCAUUUUGUGCGGGCAUACUCCAUGAUGUUGCAUGUCUGUGUACUUAGAAGCUUAUUCCUUCUACCUGGAAUGCCUUUUACCCUGCAUCUCUUGGCAGAUUUCUCUUAUUCCUUAUGGAUGUGUCUUAAGUGCUGUUUCCUCCUUAGAUAGUUUAUGAAGCUGCUUUGAUAAAAAGAAAAGCAGGUCUGAAUGAUAAGAUCAGGGUAUACAUGUUUUGAAAUAGUAUAAAUGGUUAGUAAAUGUUGAUUGCUCAGGCCAUGAUACAGACUUCUAAAGAUUAUAACAUUUCACUUGUCAUUGAUUGUUUAAUGUUGAGAUGGUGGCAAACAAAAGUAGGUAUAUGGGUUAUAAAACCAAACAGAGUAUACGUAAUGGCUUUGUGGAGCUUUUCUUCCCCCGCCCCCCCCUCCAUUAUAUGCACACUGGGGAUUUAUUUUAGUUAUUUAUUUACCAUAUAAAGCUUUGAAUAUUUCUUUGCAACAGGGGUAAGUAGUCUAGAAAUUAAAAUACCCUUUAACAGAGAGACUUACAUAUCCAUAACUUCCAAAUGUGAAAGAGAUAGUAUAGUUACAGAAUUUAUUAUUUUUUUGGAUGUACUUGUAUUUUGGGGGGAUGCAAAUGAUGAAUGGGCUGUUUUCUGCCUUUGUUUCUCAUCCAUUUAGAAUCUACUGUUAUAUAUUAAUUUAUCACUUUUCCCCCUAUAAAAAUGGUUGCCUACACAAAUGAGAUUUCAGUGAGGUUUUAUGGAUAAUGCUUCUCUAGUGUAGAAUCGUUUAGUUAAUUUAUAUAAGUAUAUGAAUAAAAACUGAUUGAGAAAUAUAGUUACCAUCUCUGCUUGACAAUGGUGAGAAGAGCUAAGUUGGUAUGUUUUUAAAAUGCAGAAUGACUCUUGAUUUCUCAGUCUUUUCCACUACAGAGCAAAUUUAGUAGGAAGAAGAGAUUAGGAUACCAUCUAUAGGUGAUUUUAUAUCAGCGUAAAAUAUGCAAGGCAAUUUAGACUAGUGGUUCUCAAAUUUUUCAAUCUUAGGACCCCUUCAUACUUAAAAUGUUUUUGAAGACCUCUACAAGCUUUUGUUUUUGUGAAAUAAUUAACAGUAUUUAACAUAUUAGAAGUCAAAAUUCAAACAUUUAAGUAUAUAUAUAUAUUUAAAAUAAACUCAUUACAUUAACGCAAAUGCCAUAAAUAGAAUACUAUUUUUCAAAACAAAAAACAAUUUAGUGAGAAGACUGGCAUUAUUUUACACUUCUGCAAAUUUCUUUAAUGUCUGGUUUAAUGGAAUACAGCAGGAUUCCCGUAUCUGCUUCUGCAUUACAUCUUUUGUGAUGGAUUGUUUCAUUUCAAGUAUAUGAAAAAAAGUUUCACACAUGCAUGUUGGAAAAGAGGAGUAUUUUGCCUUUUCAGAUAAUUGUGGAUAUUCUUUUUUGAUACUAGACCAAAGCUCAACAAGUGAUAGUUUCUUAAAGGUUAGUUGCCAUGAAUAAUCUGAAUGUAUCAAUUAAUUUUUUACUCUAUUACAUUAAAAUCUACUGGUUUAUCUUGCAGAUUGAAUGAUUCUUUUACCUGUAUGUGAUUUUGUAAUUUUAACUUAUUAGUUAUUUGGAAAAUAAUUGAUUCAUUGAGUUGUAUAGAUCUUCCAAAUGUUGACACAUCUCAUUAUAAGAUAGCUAAAGAUCACAUAUGUUGAUAUCACCACCAGUGUCAUCAGAAAAACUUAUAGUACUAUAUUGAGAAGCUGUUAAGCUCACAGAAUCACAUAAAACUUUUCUCAUGUUCUAAUUUUAGGGUGAAAACUUGAAUUUUAUCAUUGGCAACAAAUAUUGUCAGUUAUUUUCACUGAAAUGGCAAGUUAUCUUUUUUAUAGUUGAGAAAAUGUCUGCCAAAUACUCAAGUCUGAUAACUCUAGUUUGAUAACUCUAGUUUGUAUAUUAGUCAUUUUUUUCAAGUAAAAAUUGUGUCCCAUUAAAAAUGUGCAAAUUCAACUCAAAAGUCAGUUACCUAGGUGUUUUUCCUGAGACAUCCAUUGUACUUUGGAUAUGCAGUAGACGUGCUUUAUAUGUACUGCCUAUUUCCUCCCACAGAAUACUAGAGCACGUACUCCAGGGUAGAGAUUUAAUAAAAUUAAUAGUUUUAAUGGCUUCACAAAGGACAUUCUUUAGUGACAUUGGCUUUUUACUGUUAUUGUGUGAUGGUGAAGAAUAAGACUAUUACACUAGUGUGAUUUGCUACCACUGCCUUGACUUAAGGUAACAGUAGUUUCACCCUCACUGCUUUUGAACCAUUGGUGCAAAUGUUAACAUAGUCAAAAAGGCAAGUAACAUAUCAGUAUAAUUAUGAAAGUAAUUUUGGGCCUCCGAAAACUCCCAUGGGUUCAUCGACCACUUUAAGAACCUCUGAUGUAGACUUUGAAAAGAAGGAAGUCCUCUAAUUUCAUAAUUUCAUUUCUCAAUACCUGAUAUACUUUUUUAGAUAGAAGACCAUUUUUGAAAAUCUUUAUCAUUUUUAAUCAUUCUGGUUUCAUAUAGUAAGAAUAGCUAGCAUUCUAUUGAAUAUUUGUUAUAUGCCAGCUAUAGGUACUAUUAUGACCUACAUUUUACAGAUGAGGAAAUAAACGCACCACGUGAAGUGCUUAAAGCCACACGCCAGAGCCCAGCUUGUUUUUUUAACUUUUAUGCUUCAUGUGCAAGUGACUUUAGUUGUUUAGUCUUUGCUACAUUGUUUAUUCUUUUCUAUCUCUAUAUCAGGAAAGAAAUUAUAUUCCUGUUCUUUUUUUUUUUUUAAGAGACAGUGUCUCACUGUGUUGCCCAAGCUGGAGUGCAGUGGCAUGCUCCUCACUGCAGCCUUGAACUCCUGAGCUCUAGUGAUCACCAGCCUCCUGAAUAGCUGAAUAGUUAGUGGUAUUUUUUUGAGGAAGCCAAAAACAAAGUGCAGAGUGCUUUUUAAAUAGAGAUCUUUAGGUUGAAAAAUUUUUUUUACAUGUAUUAUAUCCUUUAGUCUUUAAAACAAUCCUGUGUAGAAUACAGAAUGGCUAAUAUUCCCAUCUCGUAAAUGAUAGAUCUGACACUAAAGUUUGUGACUUAUUAAAGGUUGCAAAGGUACUCAGAGAUAGAGCCUGGACUGGAACCUCUACAUCUUGUAAUUCAAAUUAAGAAUUCUUUUUGGUAUACUGUGCUGCUUGGUAUUUUUAAAUACCAAGGUCAUGGCUGUUGAAUACUUUUUUGUUAGAGCCCCUUUGUUACUGUUGCUGUAAUGAAUUUAGCUGAAACAAAAACCUUGUCUUUAAUACUGUUUCUACUUAGAAUAUUUCUAGUUAGAAUAUAGUAUUUCUUGGGAAGUGAAAUCUUGUUCAGAUUUUAAAAUAUUACCCUGUUUAACUGAAAAUAGAUUGUAAAGCACACAUAAUUAUUUUACAGUUACUAAUUACAUGCUAAUUUCCCUGUAAGUCCAAAACCCAUAUUUUUCCUGACAUAAGUUGUGUUACUUUAUGUUGUGGUCUGUUAUGCAGAAUUAAGCCAGUAAGAUCAUUUUCAGAUGUUUGUCACCCCUAGAACAUUUUUCACAUUUAAAUAUAUUUAUUGCUUGUGAGAUUUGGAUUUUCUUUUGUGUUUAUAUUUGUAUGUCAAGAAACAAAGGCCUUUGAUAUAAUAAUGUGUAAGCCUGUUAGCAAUUAUAACCAUUAAAAACACUAACAUCUAUCAGUGCUGAUGGUAAACUUUGCUUUAUAAAAAAGCACAUCACAGGAACUGGCCUCUAUUUUUCAAGUGAUUAUAAUUUACCAUAAUCUCCUUUGGUGUUGACGAAAGUGAUCUGUAGCCAUCUAGUGGGUGCAGACGUCAGUAGGAUCUAGGUUUUAGACGCUUUAUAUAAAAAGAACAGCAAGAAAGUGUGGUGCAUGGAGUUGAUUUAGAGGAUAGAAUUAGCAAUUCAUAUGUGUUUUACAGAGAAAUUCAUUAUCAUAAUUUUUGAUUUUUCUUUCCUU